AUGAGCUCAGUGGACGAGAAGCCUCCAACCGAUGCGUCCACCAAGUUACGCGAGAUGAGGAACACGGAUCUAGUGUCCCGGCUCCUAGCAGCGACACCUCCAUAUCUUUACAGCGCUCUGCCCCUGCAACCACACGCCUUCUUCUUCAGCGAGAUGCUACGGUCCUUCGUCAGUGCACGGCACGGCUGUAGACCGCCCCACUACCACCGCCGCUUCAAGCGCCGCUCACACAAAUACUUCGCUGAAAACGACAACGACUGGCGCCGGGAGUAUCCUAAAGAAGACGAAAAGAAGGAACCCGAAAUUCGCCCAGAAGUUCCGUUAGAAUUGACCGUGGAUAAACAGCCGAGGGUGCGGGAGCCAUCGCCGAAAGUGGAGACAAAUAAACGCAGCAGCCCGAGUCCCCAAGAAAGACAGUCAACCUUCGUGGACGUGGGCACGGAAGAGUUGCCCAAACCUUCCCCUUGCGUGCGGAGUCCUGCCGAGAACCCCGUACAACCAUCAAAUUUGAUCCUUCCCCCACCACCACCCAUGUGGUAUCCGCCCCUCUACAACCCGCAAUUCGGCGUAGAUCCCUUGAACUUCUUCAUAGACUUGCGCGUUCAGGGACACAUAUACGACAGGAAACGAUUAGCUGAAGGCAUGGAAACAAACAUCAGUCAAGAAGUGCGUUCAGAAGACUCAGGGUUAGACAAGAGAUUGGGUAGAGACUUCGGACAGAGGCCCAGGCAUUUGUCUGCAUUUUCCGUCCCUGUACGCUCCGGGAACAUUACAGUGGAUGGCCCAGACAAAUACUUCGAUCACCCGAGUAGAGGUGGCAAAACUAAUGGGACGUCAUACAUUAUGAAGAAUUUGAAACGUGUGUAUGAAAACGUUCACUCCCAGGAAGAUAGAGAUGAAUCUAAAGAUGAGAAGGCUGAAGAGACAAAGGCGGAGUCUUCAGACGUGGAUGAUGAUAUUAUUGAUUAG
This is a messenger RNA of Pectinophora gossypiella (pink bollworm), 969 nucleotides long. RefSeq lists its product as uncharacterized. Lineage: Eukaryota; Metazoa; Arthropoda; Insecta; Lepidoptera; Gelechiidae. The transcript has a single exon. The record is from RefSeq and is a predicted model, not a curated record. The coding region runs from base 1 to 969 and encodes 322 amino acids.